AUGGCUGAUGCUCCUCCCCCUACCCCAUCCGAGCUUCUGAAGAUGGUGACCGAGCUUCAACAAGCGAACCAACGGAUGGCGGAGGACAAUCAGCGAAUGCAAAAUCAAAUUGCGCAACUGGUGAAUGCUCGUCUGGAGCAUAAUAAUAAUGAUCACGAACAACACGGGAAUGAUGAACGACAAUCACUACCAACUCAUGUCUCUGAUACACCACAGAAUAGGAAUGACGAGGAGCAACAGAAUGAAGAGGCCCAACCCGAAGAUGAGGGAGAAAACCCUGACAACUCUGUGGGACCGUUCACAGCUGACAUAAUGAACUUCCAGCUCCCCAGACAGUUCACUCUACCGACCACAUUAACCCCAUAUGACGGACUGGGAGACCCAAAGCAACAUGUUAAAAAAUUCCGAUCAAUCAUGAUUGUUAACGGUGCCUCUGAUCCUAUUUUAUGCCGAUGUUUUCCUUCUUUUUUAGACGGUCCUGCACUUGACUGGUUUUGCUCUUUGCCUGCAGAUUCUAUAUCACGUUUUCAGGAGCUAGCCAAACAGUUUGAGGAUCAUUUUGCAGCCUCGGCGAUAUAUCUCCACGACUUUGACUACUUAACGACCAUCAAACAGGGUCCACAAGAAAGUCUAAAAGAUUAUAUAACUCGGUUCACUAAGGUCGCCAUGAGUAUUCCGGAUCUCCAUCCGGAGGUUCACCUUCAUGCCAUUAAAAGUGGUCUUCGUCCAGGGAAAUUCCAGGAGACCAUCGCUGUGGCCAAACCGAAAACUUUGGCUGAAUUCCACGAAAAAGCUAAGGGGCAGAUAGAUAUCGAAGAACUUCACCAAGCGCGGAAGUCAGAUAAGUCGGCCACUAAAGACGACGAAAGAACUCAUGAUACCAAGAAGGGUUUCAAACCAGUCCCCCGUUACGAAUCAUACACCCAGUUCAAUACCAAAAGGGAUGAUAUCAUUAAGGAAAUUUUGAAUUCAAAACUGAUUAAACCUCCUCGCAAGGCAGGGAAUUACCCUGAGCCAAAAAACGUCGACAAAUCAAAAUACUGCACCUUUCACCAGAAGCAUGGCCACACAACUGAUGAGUGUGUAAUUGCUAAAGAUCUCCUGGAACGGUUGGCACGACAAGGCCAUCUCGAUAAAUUCAUUGCAGGACAUAUGCAAAAGAGAACGGCAUCCAGCUCCGAGCAACCCUCAACAGGUCAAUCGUCAAAGGAAAAAGAUAAAGCCCCGGCUCAACCACGGGAAGUAAUCAAUUGUAUUUCAGGAGGCUAUGCCGGUGGAGGGAGUACAAGCUCGGCCAGAAAAUGA
Messenger RNA from Arachis ipaensis, 1305 nucleotides. RefSeq lists its product as uncharacterized. Gene Ontology annotation, molecular function: RNA-DNA hybrid ribonuclease activity; nucleic acid binding. The record is from RefSeq and is a predicted model, not a curated record. Gene Ontology annotation, biological process: DNA integration. Lineage: Eukaryota; Viridiplantae; Streptophyta; Magnoliopsida; Fabales; Fabaceae.